AUGUCUGCCAGUAUUUUCGUCCAAGGAUCUGUUGAGGCGCAGGUAUGCCCCAAUUCAAAGUGCUACUCAAGUUUGGGGUUUCUUGAUUCACCCAUUAUCCAAGAUCUCGCUUCAUACAUUUCAAAGUUGAAGGGCGAAGAUGGUGAAGAGAACGCUGCAUAUGUUCAAGAGAUCGCAAAGCUCUUGUCAGCAAAGAACAACGACAUCUACGUUAAGCUCGCAAAGGACGGCUCCCUUUUCUUGACUGAGAACGACCGAGAGGUUGAAGGUGCCUUUAACUUGUUGAUCGUUGUUGCACUGAACUCUGUGGAUCAAGCAGCAACCGUCAAGGCCUUGAUCGAUACUUUGACCCAGACCGAAAGCAGCAAGACGAGCUUGAAGCAGAAAAUCUUGCUUAACUUGUAUAACGCAUUGCCCAACGACUCGACGCUCCGCUACCAUGCAUUCUUGGGAUUAGUAGACGUUACAGCCCAGGCAGACGAAUUAGAUUCUCUGUACAGCCAAUUGGAACACAUCGACAAAUGGAUAAAACAGUGGGGUAUUGACAAGGAAACUGAGCGACAAUUGUAUAGCCAUUUGAGCGAAAAGUUGAAGCAGGCAGGCGAAGAAAAGCUGUCGUUCGACUUUUCGUUAAAGAAGCUCGCCACCUACGACGAUGCCACAUUCGACUCAUCCGUCGAAACCUUCGCCAAGGACUUGGUUUUGCAAGCCAUUUCGAUCGAAAACUGGUUCGCAUUUGAAGAAUUGUUCCAACACUCUGUUGUGCAAAAGAUUAAGGGCUCUCCCGAAUAUGAACUUCUCGACGUGUUUCUGAACGGCUCGCUUUCGACAUACAAGACUUUUGCAUCCUCGCACGCCGAUUUGUUGAAGCGCACGAACGAAGAAAACAACAUUACCAAAAUCCGAUUGCUUGCAUUGGCAUCGUUGGGCUGUGAAAACUUGUCUCGCGAACUUAGCUAUGCUGAGAUUGCAAAGGCUUUGGAGAUUCCCGAGGAAGAGGUUGAAAUGUGGGUUAUUGAUGUGAUUCGGGCUGGUUUGGCCGAAGCUAAGCUUGACCAAUUGAACAAGACUGUCAUGGUUCAUCGAAGCAUCUAUCGGGUAUUUGGCAAGGAGCAGUGGCAACAAUUGAGCUCAAGACUCAGCACCUGGAAGGAAAGUCUCAAUGAAAUCAUGGCUGUUAUUGGUAACGCAAAACUUAUUGCUGGUGGUGCACUGCAAGGCGGUGCUGCUGCCGUGGUGGUUGAGGACAAGACCCAGGUUGAAGUUACUGUUUCUACUUCCAACUAAAGAAAAAUGAAAGAUAAUCAUAACAACUUCAUUGUUUGCUAGCACCCUCCACACGCACAACACACAUUACAUACAUCCUUGUUUUUUUCUUCUUCUCCUACUUGUAUCCCCUCUUUUUUUUUGUCAUAUUGUUUGUUGUUUCAUGAAUGAAAGUUAAAAAAGAUAAACUUGUAUUAUCACCUCCACCAUCAACAAUACAAACCUAUCACUCUGUAGCUGCAUCAGCACGCUUGACAGUUCUGUAUGAAUUAUUCAUCACUCCUCGGUAAUUCCAUAUCGGAAACUCUUGUUGAAUAUUACCGGCAGAAUCAACUAAAAUCAU
Molecule: messenger RNA, 1609 nt
Organism: Zychaea mexicana
Lineage: Eukaryota; Fungi; Mucoromycota; Mucoromycetes; Mucorales; Lichtheimiaceae
Exons: 5
Coding region: 1-1287 (428 amino acids)
Biological process (GO): cytoplasmic translational initiation
Cellular component (GO): cytoplasm; eukaryotic translation initiation factor 3 complex
Molecular function (GO): translation initiation factor activity
Source: RefSeq, a predicted model, not a curated record